This is a messenger RNA of Cuscuta epithymum, 1233 nucleotides long. Lineage: Eukaryota; Viridiplantae; Streptophyta; Magnoliopsida; Solanales; Convolvulaceae. The record is from the annotation of a GenBank genome assembly.
UUUAACCCUAAUUCAAAACUAUGCUAUCCUCUCUGGAUUUCUUUGCUCACCACAAACGUACAGAGGACAAUGGGUGGAGGAGCAGGUACGCCGGAUUUGUUCUACAGAGAAGCUCAGCGUCUGGGCUAUGUUGCCCGCUCUGCCUUCAAGUUGCUGCAGAUGCAGAAGCAGUUCAAACUCAUAACCCCUGGUUCCUCCGUUCUUGAUCUAGGAUGUGCUCCUGGUGCUUGGCUUCAGGUGGCAUGCCAGAGUUUGGGUCCAUUGAAAUGUAGUGGCGCUAUUGUUGGGAUCGAUACAAAGAGCAGAAGGUGAAGGUUCCAGCAAUGCACUGUGAUUCAAGGGUUCAAACCGUUUGUGGCAAUGUUAUGGAAUUACCAAGGGAAAAAAUUAAGGAUCUUUCUCCUCAGAAAAAGGGGUUCUCUGUCAUACUUUCUGACAUGUGUCCACUAGUUUCUGGAAUAACAACGAGAGAUUCAGUUCUAUCUGCCGAACUGGGACACCGUGCACUUGAUCUGGCUGUUGGAGGAGACGCCUUUUCUUCCCCAUGCACGAAUCCUCAAGUGGACGGUGAAUUGAAUGACAUCGGGGAUAAUGGUAUAUUACAACUUGGAGGUCAUCUUGUCAUAAAGCUCUUGGAAAGUGAAGACACAAAGGGUAAUCACUUUUCAGUUUUCACUUUCAGUCCCAAGUAUCAAAUUAUUCAUUUUUUGGAAAAAUCAGGUUAUUCUCUUUUUCUAACCCCAUUUUUUUUAUUUUAACGACAUGACUGGUGGGUGUAUUUGCCAGUUUUGUUCCUUUUCGAUCGCUUGUCCUGUGGAUCUACUCUACGUCUCUACUAUUCCAAAAUGAAACAAAUAAGCCGGGACUAAAAAGUAUGAAUAACCCUAAAGGUUUUGGACCAAAAGCAGUUGUUUUACAUACUCUUCCAUAACUAAAUGACUCAGUGUUUUUUUGCUGCAUAGAAAUUUGUGAGAUAUGCAAACCUCUCUUUAGAAAGACAUCAUGGCUGAGGCCAAAAGCAACAAGGUCAUCUUCAAGAGAGAUAUAUCUGAUUUGCCAAGGUUUGCGCAGUAGUAGAGCCUCCUAAAUUCCUCAUCCUCAAUCUCAACUUCAAGUGAGUCUGAAUCCCAAAUGCUGGUGGCUUCUAAUUGAGGUUGGCCGCUAUAUUUUUUUUGUUUGUAUAAAGAAAUGCCAUUGAAAACCUCUGUAAACUUCUACUCUAUACUGUAAAAG